CACAGAAGUGCACAUACUGCAUGUCACUAAUUAUAAUAGCCUAAGGACUCAGGAAAUGUUCAAAAACAGUUUUUAAAAUAGAGUUUAUAAAAUGUCCAGGAAGUACUGUACAGGAAAAGAAUAUGUGAAUAUAUCACUUGUAUGAAUCAGAGAAAACAACAAAACUGGAACUCCUGAAACCGGGAUCAUUGGACAUCAGCCGAACACGUUGCAGCUCGUGCACGUUGCCAUGCUGUGGUUCUACCUUCUCCUCCCCUCACUGCUCUGUGACAACCUGCUCUGCUACUACAGCCCCGUCCUGGAGAAGGAGAAGACAUCUGAGCUCAUUGUGACGGAGUGCCCUUCUGACGAGCUGUGCUACAAGGCAGAUGGUCGCUAUGGCAACCACAGUGCCCUGUCGGCCAGGGGCUGCAUGGCAAAACAGGACUGCAGCCAGGUGCACAGCGUCCGCCACAAAGGAACCGUCUACACCAUGAGCUAUGCCUGCUGUGAUACACCACACUGUAACUCCUGCCCGGGGGUCGCAGCCACAUCCCUCUACAUCACUGUUACACUUCUGACUGUAGCUGUGAUGGCCGGCAGCUUGUGACCAAAGACACCUGAUGCGCUAUGUUCACUAGAAUCUUUAGAGGUUCAUCUCAAAGGGGAAGAUGCUUUUGUAGUUCAAUACCAAGUGAGCAGUGCUCUGUAGCUUCAGCAUGGAGUAAUGCUGAUGGUCUACAGAAGUAUGUGGUGAACACCCAGAGAUUUCAA
Messenger RNA from Epinephelus moara (kelp grouper), 753 nucleotides. Its product is annotated as protein Bouncer-like. Bases 230 to 589 code for a protein of 119 amino acids. NCBI's taxonomy places the organism in Eukaryota, Metazoa, Chordata, Actinopteri, Perciformes, Serranidae. The record is from RefSeq and is a predicted model, not a curated record. The transcript has 2 exons.